AGCUCCGCGGCUCCACCCUCAAACACUUGCGCAUAUGGCCAAUGUGUGCGGGUUAAUUUCUUCCCCUUCCACUUCCCUAAUGGACAGAACAUUAAUAAAAUACUACCACUGCAAUAAAUAUAUAUAUUGUUUUUCUGAUUGUUGCGAACGCAACGAACAUUCAUCUCGUUCAUUCAAGAUCGAACAUCUUGAACAGGAAUCAGGUUCGUUACAUUGUCCUGUUUGUUUUGGGCGAUUGAAGUUUAACCUUCUCGAAGCACCUGUAAGUAUUCCCUGUCCAUUUACAAAUGGCCACAAUGUUCCAUGCGCGUUCAAUAUAGGAUCCAUGCACGGACCCUUGCACAUCAGCGAAGAUGAUGACUCUGAGCUGCAUAUUGGGAUAACAGACUCUAAAGGUCUGGUAUAUAACUACACAUUGGCAGGGAUUAGACGGGAUGACUGUGGAUGGGAGCAGUGCAUCAGCGUGCCACUGGUCCAGCCUGACAGGAACAGCCUGAAGGAGCAGUGGCACAGGGAACUAGAGCAGUUCUCCUCAACGGACUCCUGGACAUCACAGAGAUUUUGUGAAGAGAGAGAAUUUGGCUCCAGAUGCUAUGGUUUUGCCCUCUCCUUUAUAAACCACAUGCGAGCCAUUGAGGGUCAACGGCUUCUUACAAGAGAUGAAUUCACAGGAAAAUUUGUCCUUCCAAGAAUUAAGAUGGCAUCCAAAUAUAUAAAAACCUACCAAGAGGUUUCAAAGCAUGGCUUUUAUGUAGCAGACACAUGCAGAAAUGAGAAGCUAUGAGUUUGUGUGGCAGUGGAAUGCAAUGAUUGGGGAAAUGGGCUUGGAACCUAGAAGUUACAGGUUUAACUCCCAGGUACAGUAGGGCUGGGCACUGUACCCUUGGAGUAAGGUACAUAACCAGAAGUGCUUCAGUGUAUGUCCAACUGUAUAAAAUAAUAUUAUGGAAUUUUCAAUGGAUAAGAGCAUCUGGCAGUAAAAUGUAAUAAUGUCUAUUUUGUUAUUAAUAAGUAAUGACUGCCUCAAAACUCAACAGAAUAUCAACAGAAUAUCCAUGUGCUCUUAAAAUGGUACACAUUAUAAACAUCUCAUAGCAAGUUUGUGUCUGCUAAAAAUUGGAAUUGCCUUCUCUAAAAUCUCUGUGAAAUGGAAA
This is a messenger RNA of Conger conger (European conger), 1154 nucleotides long. It is a transcript of the gene mkrn2os.1, whose product is annotated as MKRN2 opposite strand, tandem duplicate 1. The transcript has 4 exons. The record is from RefSeq and is a predicted model, not a curated record. NCBI's taxonomy places the organism in Eukaryota, Metazoa, Chordata, Actinopteri, Anguilliformes, Congridae. Bases 35 to 784 code for a protein of 249 amino acids.